GGGAGAGGAGAGAGACCUGUGGGGGUGGGACAGGAUUAGAUUUCCAUGUGUCUGUUUUAACAGAGUGGUGUCUUCUGGCAGAGAAAGAGUGCGAGAGAGAACGAGGGAUCUGCCACUCCUGGAAAAAACAACAAACUGUAAAGAACGUCCACUUUCAAGCAGGUUCAGCGUGAAUGUGCCGCUCCUGAGGUGUCCUGGAGCUCUGCUUUGAUUGGAGGGAGAGGCUGUAAUCAGAGCCAGGACCUUCCAGCUCAGUGGGCUGACUGGACUUUCUUUGGCUGACUGGGAUUCGAUGCUACAACCUUCUGGACAGGAGUCCACUCCCGCUGCAGGGUUCCUGCCCAUGUUCCCUCUCAUGAUCUGAUGAGCCACCUCUCCUCUCUACAGCCCCCAACAGUCCUGUGAAAUUCUGGAAUCCAUCAGGUCAAAGCUCAAAGGUCAAAGGUCAAGCACAGCUGUUCCACUGAUAGCCAUUACGAGUGCUGGGAGGGAGACAGAAUGCAUCCUCUCUCUGGAGCGGCACAUGGUCAGGGUCAAAGAUAUCCCACGAGACCACAGCCAAUCAGAGCUAUGCCCCGCCCCCCCUGCGGCCCUCGCCCAGCCUUACUGCUGGGGCUGCUGCUGGCCCUGUGGGGGCCCUCGGGGGCCCGCGGGCAGAACGACACCGAGCCCAUCGUGCUGGAGGGGAAGUGCCUGGUGGUGUGCGACUCCACGCCGUCCUCAGAGCCGGCGGGAAACGCACUGGGCAUGUCAGUGCGCUCGGGCACCGGCCGCGUCGCCUUCUCCGCCACCCGAAACACCAACCAUGAGCCCUCCGAGAUGAGCAACCGCACCAUGACCAUCUACUUCGACCAGAUCCUGGUGAAUGUGGGCGGGCACUUUGACCCCGCCCGCAGCAUUUUCGUGGCCCCUAGGAAGGGUGUCUACAGCUUUAGCUUCCACGUGGUCAAGGUGUACAACCGGCAGACGAUACAGGUCAGUCUCGUGCUGAAUGGAUGGCCGGUGAUCUCAGCCUUUGCUGGUGACCAGGACGUGACUCGGGAGGCUGCCACCAACGCAGGGCUGGUUACCAUGGAGAGGGGGGACAAGGCCUACCUGAAGCUGGAGAGGGGGAACCUGAUGGGGGGGUGGAAGUACUCCACAUUCUCUGGCUUCCUGGUCUUCCCCCUGUAGAGGGAGAGAGAG
Molecule: messenger RNA, 1185 nt
Organism: Megalops cyprinoides (Indo-Pacific tarpon)
Lineage: Eukaryota; Metazoa; Chordata; Actinopteri; Elopiformes; Megalopidae
Product: cerebellin-1-like
Exons: 4
Coding region: 499-1173 (224 amino acids)
Cellular component (GO): glutamatergic synapse; synaptic cleft
Molecular function (GO): protein binding
Source: RefSeq, a predicted model, not a curated record